Messenger RNA from Branchiostoma belcheri (Belcher's lancelet), 1743 nucleotides. RefSeq lists its product as uncharacterized. Bases 130 to 1455 code for a protein of 441 amino acids. NCBI's taxonomy places the organism in Eukaryota, Metazoa, Chordata, Leptocardii, Amphioxiformes, Branchiostomatidae. The transcript is spliced from 7 exons. The record is from RefSeq and is a predicted model, not a curated record.
UACAAACCCAGACAAAUUUUGUGAGUCUGGACAAGCCUUAGUCUACUACGAAAAACAGUCAAGACAUCUAAAAGUAUGGGAUUUGAUGUCCCCUUAGAGCUCUGAACAGGACACCGCAAGUGAAGAAAAAUGAGACUUCCGACGUUGACGGCUCUGUACGUGUGUUGCAUCUCCUGUGUGUGUGCUGAAUCAGUGUAUAUUACGGCCUAUGGAGGUUUCCGGUACUUAAAGGUGAGGGCUUCCGGCCGUAUGACGUCAUCAAAUGUCAAGACCACCUGCGAAGCUGCUGGUUACGUCACUCCCUGCCCGUCCUGGAGCACGUGUCUGCACACGUCACCGGACUGCACCGUGGCGAGUCUGACCGACUGCGUCAGGCCCAUGAACGACCUCGCUGUUCCGCUGUGUGGCGCUGCUCCUGAUGCCUGCCCUCAGUUCUACAGCGUUUAUAUCUUCAUGAGCAAUUUCAACAGUGGGGCGGCCUGUGGGGUCGAACACAACUGGUGUGCAAAUGGAAAUAACUACUACAACAAAUACGCUCUUUGCGCUGAAGCUGCUGAGGGGUACUUAGUCAGUAUCGGAAGUUGGGCAUUCUACAAGGCCACUGUCUCGGGCACAAUGUCGGCGGCAAAUAUCCAGUCGGCGUGCGCUGCAGGCGGGGCCGUAACACCGUGUCCGGGGGGUAGCGCCUGCGGACUCCCUCCGUCCUCCUGCACGGUCACUAGUCUCGCUUCAUGCGGCAACCCGAUGUCGCAGCUCGCUGCGGAGGUCUGUGGAAGCAACGCGACGUCCUGCAGGCUGCUGGACGGAGUGUACGCCAUCACAUACGACAGCAACGGAAAGACAUGCGGAGUAGAAGCAGGUGACUGGUGUGUGGACGGCUCGACUAGAAACAACGGCUUUGCCCUGUGUGCGAGAGAGGAAGAAAUCUAUCUCGCCUCAAUCGGAGGAUGGUCCUUCUACAAGGUGAGAUCGUCCGGUCAGAUGAGCUCAGAUAACGUCAGGCUCACCUGUGAGGCUGCAGGGUACGUGACGUCAUGUUCCGGGGACCCAACAUGUCAGUACACGUCCUCAGCCUGCGCCGUGACGAGUCUUACUGACUGUGACAACCCCAUGAACCAAGUUUCCGCCGCCCUCUGCCGCACCACCCCCGACCUCUGUGCCCAGCUGUACGGGGUGUACAGCUUCAUGCACGGCUGGCCCGGGUCGCUAGAGAGCGCUGCUUGUGGGUCAGAAAACGGCAGGUGGUGUACCGUUGGAACGAGCUACGAAGACAGAUAUGCGCUCUGUGCAAAAGCUGUUACCAGUACCCACGGUUUCGCUGUUCUUCGCACGAAGACCCUGACGUUCCACGGGUACAAGUUCUUGGCCAUAGAGGCUCGCCUCUCCGAAGACGGCCAGUCCCAUAGUGAAACUGGUGCCGUGAUUAUCAGUAUCUGUGUGAGAAUUACGAUCUGAAGCCUACUGGAUGUGGAGAGGACUUUGCUCUCAGCAACUCUUCCUAUGCAAGGUGCCACACUGAAUAUAACUCCAGUGUGUACAUCAACAACACCCUGUCCUGCGACCCGUCUGCCAAGAUUGCGGAGGUCGCAAAUCUUGCGUUCAGCGCCGGUGUUUCGCCGCAGCGUUGCCUGGGCUUUAACCGCUGUGAGUCGAGCACAUGUACCCGGGCCAUAGCAGGAAGUACGGGCGCCCUGUCUUUUACCUAUGGUGCAGUGUCAGGCGACGGGCUUGUGUACACGGUCU